UAUGGACAGACUCGGCCCAUUUCUAUAUGUAAUGAUCAUUGUGGUUCAGGUUAUAGUCGGACCAAGAAGGAAGGGAAGCCAUUUUGUUGCUAUGAUUGCAUUCCAUGUCCAGAAGGAAAGAUUUCCAACCAGGAAGGGUGGUGCCUAAGGGUUACCAGCACAUCUUGACCUUGGCAUUUGCUGUAAAGGAGAUCAAUGAAGACCCUCACAUCCUACCCAAUAUCACCUUGGGCUUUCACUUAUAUGACAGCUAUAACAAUGCAAGAAACACAUAUUUUGCGACACUGCUGCUUUUAUCCAGGGUGGAGAAAUUUGUUCCUAACUAUAUAUGUGAUGUUGAAAAUAAUCUGGCUGGGGUCAUAGGAGGACUUGAUUCUGAAAUCUCCUUUUAUAUGGCAACUGUUUUGGAUAUCUAUAAGAUUGCGCAGGUAGGGCACCCAUGUACAAUAUGUCUCUUAGCUUGCAUAGAGAAAGAGGCUGAAUUCACAACACUAGUUCAGGGUGUAUCACCAGCUCAGGGGAAGGGUGAAAUUGUAAGCAGAACCAUAUGCACCACCUUCAGAUCCUUGGGAAAUAAAGGUGGUACAGAAUUAAUAUAACAUAAAAUAACCUAAAUGAGGGGAAAGAAAUUCUGCAAUAAUAGAAAAAAAUAUGUCACCCCCUCAAUCUCUUACACACAUCUCAAGGAAAUCCCAAAGGGCAAUGAUGGGAGACUGGGUUUCUUCAUCACCAGCCAUGACACCAUACCCAAUAUGUGAAUGUUUAGGGGGAAAGACUUUCAAAUUAAACACACUCUGAAGGUAUGACAAACUGCAGAUAUAAUCCACUUAUGCAGGAGAACAGUAACAGUACUGAGAAACUGGUCCCAAAGUGAAAUAAUUGUUCAUAAAUAAUGUCUGAGGAGUUUUGAAAAAGAAGAGGCAGAAAUGGUAGUUCUGCUGUGUGUUGGGGUAUGAGCAUUGUGAAGAUC
Molecule: messenger RNA, 970 nt
Organism: Podarcis raffonei (Aeolian wall lizard)
Lineage: Eukaryota; Metazoa; Chordata; Lepidosauria; Squamata; Lacertidae
Product: vomeronasal type-2 receptor 26-like
Exons: 2
Coding region: 105-599 (164 amino acids)
Biological process (GO): G protein-coupled receptor signaling pathway
Cellular component (GO): membrane
Molecular function (GO): G protein-coupled receptor activity
Source: RefSeq, a predicted model, not a curated record